AUGUCUUCCUCAAAAAAUAAAGAUUAUGACGUCGAAAAGAUUGUUUCCAAACGAACUGAUGGAAAAGGUCAAGUUUUCUAUUUAAUAAAAUGGAAAGGAUAUUCUACAGCAGAUAAUACAUGGGAACCAGUAAAUAAUGUAAACAAUUGUCCUGAAUUGGUUAAAGCAUUCGAAGCUGAACAUGCAGCAAAAACGAAAACUAAUUCGAAGAAAACUGAAGCUCGUGCUAGUACUAGAUCAGCUCGAUCUAGUGUAUUAUCAUCGACAAAAUCAACCAAUGACAAUAAAAAACGUGAUCGUAGUCGUAGUGCUCCAAGUCGUACAAAUAAUAAAAGUCUCACUAGUCAUAAUAGUAAUUUUACUGAUGAUGAAGAUGAAAAUGAUGAUGACGACGAUGAUGAUAAUAAUAAUUAUUUACCAAAGAAAUCAACUAGAUCACCAGCAUCAAAACGAUUACGUAAGAGUACAUCUGAUACGGAAGUAACACCUUCGAUCAAUAGUAAUGAUAGUGAUAUACUUGAUAUAGCUAAACUUGAUAAUAUACUUGAUGUUCGUCGAAAUAAAAAAACAAAUACAUUAGAAUAUCAAAUUCAAGUCAAGAAAAAUAAAAAAACAUUUUGGGUAAAAUCAUAUCAAUUAACUGACGAUUAUCAUCAACAAGUUAUUGACUUUCUUGAAGAAAAAUACGUUUAA
Adineta steineri is the source of this 693-nucleotide messenger RNA. NCBI's taxonomy places the organism in Eukaryota, Metazoa, Rotifera, Eurotatoria, Adinetida, Adinetidae. The record is from the annotation of a GenBank genome assembly.